Alternaria arbusti is the source of this 1449-nucleotide messenger RNA. RefSeq lists its product as uncharacterized. Gene Ontology annotation, cellular component: nucleus. The record is from RefSeq and is a predicted model, not a curated record. Gene Ontology annotation, biological process: peptidyl-lysine monomethylation. The transcript is spliced from 4 exons. Gene Ontology annotation, molecular function: protein-lysine N-methyltransferase activity; protein binding. Bases 1 to 1449 code for a protein of 482 amino acids. NCBI's taxonomy places the organism in Eukaryota, Fungi, Ascomycota, Dothideomycetes, Pleosporales, Pleosporaceae.
AUGAAGAUUACGAUGAUCCGAAGAGGCAGGACCCAGGGGUGGCUCAAAGAGUCCAUUGAUGUUUUACCUACUUGGGCAACAUUCAAUGGCGUCAAAUUCAACGGCGUCAAAGUAGGCCCGCUGCCAGGCUAUGAGGACCGAGGGUCUACAGUCAUUGCUGAGGAGAAGCUUCAAGGGGGCGAAGCUGAGCCUUUGCUUGUCGUGCCCAAGGAGUUGAUCAUUUCUCGUCAGAAUAUUGAACUUAUCGCAAAGUCCGAUCAUCAUCUACGCGAACUUCUCGAAGCUCUUGGAGAUUUUGGAAUGACAACAAGAGGUGCCGUUCUUACUUUUCUACUCCUCCAAGCAACCAUCUGCUGCCCCGAUACAAAGGAUGUUGGCGUGCUCAAUCCUCUUACGGAAUACGUCAAGUUCCUUCCAGAUGAGCUGCUACCCACUUUCUGGAGCGAGGAAGAACAGGAGCUUCUCGUUGGAACCACGCUCAAACCUGCAGUCAGCGCAAAGCUCAACAGCUUAUUGCGCGAGUUCGAAAACUUGCGGACUGCUACAGAGUCUAUCAGCUGGUGUAAAAAAUACUGGUGGGAUGAAGAAAAUGGUAUGUUGACUUUCGACGACUGGAUGUGCGUCGAUGCCAUGUACAGAUCUAGAGCUUUGGAAUUCCCCGGUACUGGUGACUGCAUGGUCCCCUGCGUCGACAUGGCAAACCAUGCAUCAGGUGAUGCGACGGCCGCAUUGUACGAGACUGAUGGUAACGGGAAUGGUCUAUUGCUACUUCGAGAGGGCAAACAAGUUAAAGCUGGUGAUGAGAUAACGAUCACAUAUGGCGACGACAAAGGCGCAUGCGAAAACAUCUUUUCGUACGGAUUCCUCGAGGAUGCCAUGACGUCUGCAAAGGUCGUCUUUCUAGACCUCGAUAUCCCAGACGACGACCCCCUCAGACCUGCGAAGAUCUACGUUUCCAAGGUCGCACCGGGCUUCCGCAUCUUUGAGAAAGACGGUACCAUAGAUUGGGAAAGUGACUUCAUAUGGCUCGUCGUAGUCAACGAAGAAGAUGGUCUAGACUUCAAGGUCAGACAAACCACCGAUGGCAAGAGAGAAGUCCAAUCUUUCUGGAAAGAGCACGAACUCGAUACCGUGAAGCUCCGAGAAAAUCUUGAACAAGACCCAUUAUGGGAUGUCUUCCAGCUACGUGCCACGGUUCUCCUACAAAAUCGCGUUGAUGCGCAGAUUGAGCUGCUCACGGAAGCAGAGGGUGCCAAACGAACGGGUACAAUGCGGGAAAUGCCGUGGCGACUUGCGGAGCGACUCCGAAGUUUGGAGCUAGACUUGCUCAAGCGUGCAGCUGCUACUCUUGACAGCCAGAAAGCCAAACUCCUCGACACAGAGGCAGUCGUCCAUUAUCUGGGCUUGGACGAGGGAGGAGAUGGCGAAGACGAAGAGGAUUUCUCCUGA